GUCCGUCGGUUAUAUGCUGUUUACACUAAAGGGUUGUACACGUGUGUAUUGUUUGUUUUUAAAUCUCGUCAGUGUUUCUGUUCUAAUUUCAAACGCGAUGAACCACGCGAUUGCCGUGCUGUUGGCCGUCUCGGUGGCGUUGGCCACGUGCACCGCCGCCGACUCAUCGACCGACAAGCCGCGGGCCGACGGCGACGAUCACAAGGCGGACCGGAAGCAGAAACGCGGCGUGUGGGGUCUGGGAUACGGCGGCGGAUUCUACGACGAGGGCCCGAGCUACGGCACGCUGGGCGGCUACGGUCUGGGCAGUUCCAUUGGUUCCGGUUUCGGAGGAUACGGUUACGCGCCGCGCCACUUCCCCACGCACGUGCACACGGCCACGACGAUUACCAAGAGCGUGCCAGUGCCGCAACCGUACCCGGUGACCGUCGAGAAGCACGUCCCGUACCCGGUGGCCGCCCCGUACCCGGUCGAGGUGCCGAAACCGUACCCGGUGGCCGUUCCCAAGCCGUAUCCAGUGGCCGUCGAAAAGCCGUAUCCCGUGCACGUGGACAGGCCGUACCCGGUGCCCGUGCCUCAUCCGUACGCCGUACCCGUGGUCAAGCACGUCGGCGUACCGGUGCCGCACCCGUACCCGGUCGAGGUCAACCGGCCGUAUCCCGCGCUGCCGCUGCCCUACCACAGGCCGCUGUACUCCGACCACGACCUGUGGUAAACCGCGGGUAACCGCCCAGCGACUUGCGCACACUUGUCCGCUGUACAUAAUAUAUACCCGUCUACACACGUCAUCUACGGAAUUGGCGUCUUUGCCAUACAUAAUGCCAUUGGACUUAAAUACAUGUAAUGGAUUCAUAUAAUUAACCAUGAACAACUAUACUACUCAAACAUAUACGUAAACAUCAUGUAAACUUUUUUCACGCUGACCACCUACGGACCACUACCAUAAUGUAUCAAAUGUCAACGACCCUUCUGAUGCUUCCACAUAUUUUCUUUCCCGGUUUCCGCAUUGUUUUGUUUUUUUUUUUUUGUUUUAUGUCCAUAGAUUUAUGUCUACAAGUAAACGUUGUGUAUAUAUUAUAAUGUAAAAAUAUUGUUUUAUUAAUAAAAUUUUUGUGUACUGUAAUUUAUACGAAUCUAUAAUAAUGUUAUUGUAGUAUGUAAAACAUAGUACGUAAAUGAAAACUUAAAUCAUAUUUGUGACGAGCGUUAUUUCAAAAUGUAAAAUUAUAUACCGAUUAUUAUAA
This is a messenger RNA of Melanaphis sacchari, 1244 nucleotides long. RefSeq lists its product as uncharacterized. The record is from RefSeq and is a predicted model, not a curated record. Bases 14 to 715 code for a protein of 233 amino acids. The transcript is spliced from 3 exons. NCBI's taxonomy places the organism in Eukaryota, Metazoa, Arthropoda, Insecta, Hemiptera, Aphididae.